AUGAUGUGCGAUGUCGCCAACUCGCUGGAUGUGAGCAGCAACCUGUGGCCGUCUGCGCUUGACGAGAGCAAGGCCUGGGCAGGCUACUCGAAUGAGCCGAUGAAGGUGCCGCUGCCGCAAUAUGCGGAAGAGAAGCAAUCCUCGUUAGGCCUGAGUGGCCGUCCUUCGCAAGUCUUCAUUCCCAUGCCGCAGUGCCCUGAGACGGGGAGAGUCCUUCGAUUUCAGGACACUGUUGGCAUGCGGGGGUCGCCGUCGGACCAUUUUGAUGCCACGGCCGACACUCCGGGAUCUGUCGUUACCCGGGCAGGAAACAGGGUCUCCUUCCCCCCAGGAUUGGACCCGCCAGUGAACACCCCAAGUCACGGAUCCACGCUACAUGCAGAUGGGACUUGCAAACCUUGCGCAUGGUUUUGGAAACCGGGCUCUUGCCAGAACGGAAAGGACUGCAUGCACUGCCACCUGUGCCCAAAAGAUGAGCUCAAAACGAGGAAGAAAGCCAAGUCAGCCUUCAUGCGACUGGGUUUGACAACCCCGAAGCCGACUGCCGAAGAAACGGCAGCUGUCCAGCUCGCCUUGAGCAGUUUCUGCAUGUCGCCGAAGGCCAAGGAGAAGGCAGAUUGCGAGACUUCUGAACAAGGCUCUACAGCUGCAUCAACAUCGGAGCGCGAAUACUCCGAAGGAUCUGCAAGCCCUCGACUCCCACCCGGACUCCCACCCGGGCUCCCCUCAGGCCUUCAAUAUACGAAGCUGGCCAGCCAGGGAAGUGACCUCCACGGUAACUGCCGCCCCUGCGCCUGGUUCUGGAAGCCGACGGGGUGCCUGAACGGGGAGGAGUGCCGACACUGCCACAUGUGUCCACCCGGCGAGGUGAAGAGCCGGAAGAAGAACAAGCUUGCCAUGCUGCGCCUGGGUCUGGCAACGCCGACGGCUACCAAGGAGGACUCCUUCUACAUGGACUCGCCGACCCAUGCGCAGAAGAUUGGAGCCUUCAGAAAGCGCCCAGGAUCGCUGAUCUGCAGAAUUGCAUGCACAGAGCUUCGCCAAGGGUGGAGUGAUGCCGAUGGCGCUCGGCGGCUCCAGUACUGGCAGGAGAAGCGCAGCUUGAGCGGGUUGCCACUCUUCACGCACGUGUGCAACGCAGCUGCUCAAGCAGUGCCCCUCACGCUCGACGAGCGUGUAGCAGACGUCUCGUACUUGGAUUUGGACAUGCGCGAUGAGGAAGGCAUGACCCCAGGUACAGGUACUUGGCUAUGCGCACGUCGGGAUCUACACAGGGCGGUGAGUUUCCUUGAAGCAGCUGUUGCAUCAGGUGGUACAGUGCUGGUGAACUGCUUUGCUGGGAUGAACAGAUCUGGCGCGAUCCUUUUGGCCUGGCUUCUGCUACACCGGGAAGGUGACGGGACUUGUCUUGGAUUCACAGCAGAUGGUGCAACAUCCCAUCUGCGGAGCUUGGAGCCCUUUGCUCUGAACAAUCAGAGCCUACUGGAAUGUGCCUUGAGCUUGAAGGACUGCCCGCGCCCACCAUGCGGCACCCAGGAGCACUGGAUCCUGAGACUUCCAGAAAGGCCUGCUGCAGCUCCGGAAAAGCGGGUGGUCGAGGAAUUUGAAGAUUCCGAGGAUCUCAUGCCCUUGAUUUGA
Messenger RNA from Symbiodinium sp. CCMP2592, 1638 nucleotides. Lineage: Eukaryota; Dinophyceae; Suessiales; Symbiodiniaceae. The record is from the annotation of a GenBank genome assembly.